AUGAGCGGUAAGCACGCUGUUCCUGAAAAGAGUGCUGGAACUCAAAAAAAAGAGGGCACAUCAAAUACCAACCCCAACGCUGAUAUAACAAAGGUUAAAAUAUGCUCUGGACAUACAAGACCAAUUUGUCAUAUAAAUUACAGUGAAAUCAUUGAUGGAACGUUUUGGCUUGUCACUUCCUGUCAUGAUGCAAAGCCUAUGUUGCGGAAUGGUGAGACAGGUGAUUGGGUUGGUACAUUUGAAGGCCAUAAGGGUGCAGUAUACUGUUCUGCCUUCAACCAAGGCGCCACACGCUUGGUAACAGGUAGUGGUGAUUACUCUUCUAUGUUGUGGAAUGCUAUCACUGGAGAGAAAUUACAUACAUGGAGCCAUCCCAAGUACAUCAAAUCAUGUGAUUGGAUUGAAAAUAAAAUUGCAACCGGUUGCUUUGACGGCUUGGUUCGCAUUUUUGACGCUACUGCAUACGAUGCAGAGCCCCUUAGCUUUGACAGCCCAGAAAGAGCAAAUCAAGUUAAAGCAACAUACUUUAUUGAUCCUACAACAAUGGUGACAGCGUGUGAAAAUGUUAUAAUGAAAUGGGACCUCCGUGAUACAUCACGACCAUACUUACGAAAAGAAAUUCCAGGACUUAAUUUUCUCGAAUAUACACAUCGCAACAGCAUCGUAGCUGCCCAUGAGAAGAGUAUAUCUUUUAUCGAUACUACCACAUUGGACAUCAAGAGUUCUUUUACUACCACUGAGGAUGUUGAAUGUGCAUCGCUUUCCCCCAAUGGACAAAAUGUGGCGGCAGGCUCCAGAUUAAAGGCUAAGGAAUUUACACUGGAUGGUACAGAAUUAGAGUCUCACAGAGGACACCAUGGGCCUAUUUUCCACAUAAGGUGGGCACCAGAUGGAAAAUCUUUCACAUCCGGAGCUGAGGACGGAAUGGCUCGUAUUUGGCCAUCACAUGAAAUCAUUGAAACUUAUGAUGCUGAUGAAUAG
Trypanosoma theileri is the source of this 981-nucleotide messenger RNA. RefSeq names its product putative eukaryotic translation initiation factor 3 subunit. Gene Ontology annotation, cellular component: SMN complex. The transcript has a single exon. Bases 1 to 981 code for a protein of 326 amino acids. Gene Ontology annotation, biological process: spliceosomal snRNP assembly. NCBI's taxonomy places the organism in Eukaryota, Euglenozoa, Kinetoplastea, Trypanosomatida, Trypanosomatidae. Gene Ontology annotation, molecular function: protein binding; RNA binding. The record is from RefSeq and is a predicted model, not a curated record.